This is a messenger RNA of Bactrocera oleae (olive fruit fly), 1202 nucleotides long. The record is from RefSeq and is a predicted model, not a curated record. Lineage: Eukaryota; Metazoa; Arthropoda; Insecta; Diptera; Tephritidae.
UGUUGCUUUGUCAGUUUGUUUUUAUUUGUCAUUUUGCGGUAGUAAGUGUGUAGCAAGUUAGGAGUAUAAUUUAAACUUUUGUUAGUUUUUUAGAAUAAAAGCAAUGUUCUCCUUGUUGCAUAAAGAAGAGGCGGCACACGAUGAUGGAAUUUGGUCAUGUUCUUGGGGACGCCUACAUCCAGAGGAAGGACAAUCCGAAAAUAAUGCUGACCCAGAAAAAGACGCAGACGCUAGUAAUGAUUCAAUGUACGGUAAAAAGAAGCCUGAACCGGUUGAUUUUAUUGUAACCGGCGGACUGGAUGAUUUGGUGAAAGUGUGGGAUAUUCGAGACGAUGACCAAUUAAAACUACGCCACACCUUGAAAGGACAUUCUUUAGGUGUUGUUUCUGUGGCUGUCAGUCCAGAUGGAAAAACAAUUGCGAGUAGCUCUUUAGACUCAAGCCUCUGCUUUUGGGAUUCUAAAACUGGCCAACAAAAGCAUUUGCUUUCGUUUGGGCCAGUUGAUCUGUGGACUGUAGCAUUUUCUCCCUGCAACAAAUAUGUGAUUUCGGGAUCUAAUGAUGGAAAAAUUUCAAUGUAUAGCGUUGAAACUGGAAAGGUGGAACAAGUACUAGAUCCCCAAAAUGGAAAAUUUACGCUAAGCAUUGCCUAUGUAAGUUUAAGAUGAACAGCAUUGAAUCGAACUUUUAAAACUAUAAAAUAAAUAUAAAUGUAAUGGCAAUAACAUAAUUGUAGAGUCCAGAUGGAAAAUACAUAGCAAGUGGUGCUAUAGAUGGCAUUAUCACUAUAUUUGAUGUGGCUGCAGGCAAAGUGGCGCAAACUUUGGAAGGUCACGCCAUGUCGGUUCGAAGCUUAUGCUUUUCGCCAAACUCGCAGAUGCUGCUAACGGCUUCUGAUGAUGGGCAUAUGAAACUAUAUGAUGUAGCUCACUCGGACGUCGCUGGUACUUUAUCAGGUCAUGCUUCGUGGGUGCUGUGUGUCUCGUUCUCCGAAGAUGGUAAACAUUUCGCUUCUUCUUCUAGUGAUAUGAGCGUAAAAAUUUGGGAUUUCGCCGAACGCAAGUGCAUGCAUACAUUUUCAGAGCACAGUGACCAAGCUUGGGGCGUAAAAUACAGUUUAUCAGAUGACAAAGUUAUAUCAGUAUCGGAAGACAAGUCCUUAAAUUUGUAUAAUUGUCCGCCUAACAUUGUUGCUUAACAUAA